Molecule: messenger RNA, 828 nt
Organism: Fusarium coffeatum
Lineage: Eukaryota; Fungi; Ascomycota; Sordariomycetes; Hypocreales; Nectriaceae
Exons: 4
Coding region: 1-828 (275 amino acids)
Source: RefSeq, a predicted model, not a curated record
AUGCCUUCAGACGACUUCGAAUAUCCCUGGGAGAUCAAGAGCGAGGUAGAGCGCCUCCAGAAGCAAUAUGCUUGGAUCCAGAAAUGUAUCGACAACAAACUAGUCUUUGCACCUGUGCCACUGGACACAGAGGGCCUUAAAGUUCUCGAUGUGGGAUGCGCUGACGGAACUCUCCUUCGAGACUUGAAAAAGCAAGUCGCCCCAUCUGCCCGGCUCGUCGGUGUAGAUGUUGUUGAUGCAUUCUUGCCCCCUUCUGAAGAAGGGCUGCGAUAUGAGCUCUAUGAUCUUUGUGAAGAAGCAAGAGGAAAGCUCACCGGGGCUUUUGAUCUUACGCACGUGAGAUUUGUCCUUCCUGGAGCUGCCAAAGUGGGAUAUCAGAAAGCAGUUGAUCAUCUUGCUGCUACGCUUGCACCUGGAGGUUGGUUGCAAGUACAUGAGAUGGAUUUUGAUCUACAGGAUAAGCCGAGCGUCGGUCCAGCUUUGAAAGACGUCUGUAAGCUCUUUUCUGGCGUGUUCAAAGCCAUGGGCAUGACUUACGACCUUGUUGGAGAGCUCCCUGGUGCUUUCAAGGCGGCUGGACUUGAGAAUAACUCGACCGAAAUUGUUGAGCUUCCGAUGGGUAAGCUUCUAGGUGACGAGGAAGCUAUCGAAAUGUCCUUGCAACCUUUUCUUCUUACAAUCCCCAGCUUAAUCGAGGGCGCUAAAGGUCUCAAAGCUGAUGUCCCCGAGUCGGUGCUUAAGAAUUUGCCAGAGAGAUUUGAGAAGGAGAUCCGGGAGCAGGGCGGCGUUUUCUACACGAAGGUUAUUAUGGGUCAGAAGCCAGUCUAA